Paralichthys olivaceus (Japanese flounder) is the source of this 2777-nucleotide messenger RNA. Lineage: Eukaryota; Metazoa; Chordata; Actinopteri; Pleuronectiformes; Paralichthyidae. The record is from RefSeq and is a predicted model, not a curated record.
CACAAAAUGACAACUCCUGUCUAACACUUUCUGAAGAGUGAUUCAAUUCAUUAUUUGAAGUCCAGAGUCCACAUCCACAGCACCUUAGAACAUUUCUUAAAUACCUUCUUUUGGGUUUUUUAGGAAGAGGAGAUGGCCAAAGGGAAGACCAACUGCAGUGGCAGCACAGCUCCGUUGAGGUCAAGGAAGCGGGAACGAUCAAGAGAUAAAAUCCCUCAGACUGAUGAUGUUCUGGCUACUCUUAAACAACAGGGCACAAAAGAAGAUCAUCCAUCUGUCAUUGCUCCACCACAGCAUCUUCAGUGCCCUCUGCAGGAAUGUGCCACGAUUACACAUCAACAGGAUCAGGCAGCCGAACAGCCCUGUCACACCAAACAAGAUGAAUCCCAAGAAGAUAAACUUGCAGAAAAACCAAAUACAUGCUUGAAAGAUGUGACGGUCCAAGCUUCUGAAGGGCAACAAGAGUCCACUGUCACCAGUCCCAUUACUGCCUCUAAGCUGGAGGGCUGUAGAGUGCAUUCUAAUUAUGAUACCAACAAGAGCGGAAUGGAGGAAAUAGCUCCACAGGACGGUAUUAGACCACCAUCUCCAACAGGCACUGAUCAACCCCAGGUCUUCUCACCAAACUCUGAAGAGGGCGACAGAUCCUGUGCAGCUACUUUGGAGAAGCAACUGGAUUCCAAGGAAACCUCUCAGAGUGAUUUAGAGCAAAAACACGAAACCAGCCAAGAAGAAACAUGCACCUUGUGCAUGGCUGAUGUCAAGGAGAUCACAAUGGAGGCAGCUGUGGUAUUACCAGCCAAAAAAAAGCGAAGGAUGGGCAUGUGUGGUCUGACAGAGAAGGAGCGGAUUCAUUUUUUACAGGCACAGAAGCGUGAAAAUGAUCAGGGCGGAGUGGAGGAAGUUAAGAAGCAGAUUUGUAAUAAUGCAGCAGACCCUGUGGCUCAGGAGGAGAUUAUAUCUUCACUCUUCGUUCCAUCUUCACUUCUCUCCAUCCCUGUCAAUAGUAUCACAGUGCAGAACCAAGCAGAGACACUGAAGUCCGGUUGCUGUGGAGUGAAGGACAGUGCGGAGACUGAAGUCCAUGUUGCUGUCACAACCUCAGAUGGGACCAGUGCUGUGUGUGACCCUGACAGCUCAGAGGUAAAGAGCUGUGAGGCUGAGAGGGGCACGGAGCCUGGUCCAGAAAUAACUGGUGAGCCAGAGUCAGGUCCACUCACACAGGACAAAGUGUCGGGGCAUUUGGUGAAUCAGGAGCAGCAGGAACUCGAGGAAAGUACAACUGUGGUGACUGAAACACCUGAGAAGCAAGGUACAGACGGAGAAGACAAGUCGACAGAGGCAGGCGGUUGUGCUGCCAUGGGUUCUUACACUAAUCCAGCUGAAAAUGAGGAAAGUGAGAAAAAGAAGAAGACUGCGUCUCUGCAGGUGCACAGAGAGACCGAAACAAGAGAUGAGAUGGAGGAAGAGAUGAUGGUUGAUGCCAGUGAUGGAACCGGCACGGAGGGAAUCUCUUCCACAGUCGCUGGGCCUGGAGGGUUUAACUGUGGUUCUGUGGAGAUCAGUGAAGCUGCAGUGAUGCCUCCUGGCUCACAGAGGGAAGACAGUUGUGAUCCUGAAUAUGAACUUGCUCCUCCUACUGUAACCACUGUGCCCACUCUGACCAGGGACACCACCGACGUGUUUGCAUCUGGAUGCUUAGAUUACGUGUCGGACUCGCAGCUCAACACUAUUGUUCUAAUUGAUGAGGAGGUGACGGAGAGGAAGACUUUUGGUUCAUCAGACAAUCCUGAAGAUGCCACAGAUCUGAUCUGUGGACUAAUCAAAGAACUCUCCUCUCUAAAUCAGAAGGUCAUGGCCACACACCGGGAGCUGGAGAACCUACAGCGUGGCAGAAUAGCUUUGAAAAGCUCACUGCAUUAAGGAUUUCCAUGAGGUACCUGAGCUUGGCGUUACCCCAGUGGUUCAUGGGUAGUGAAGGAACUUGUCCCCUUCUACAAUCCUUUAAGAUUAUCUUCUCACUGACAGCUGGAAUAUUCUGUUUAUUGGCUUCAAUGUUCUGGUUCUCCGCAAAUAAAGCUUGUCAUUGUUUUAUUAAGUUAGAAAUCUGACUCGUUAAAUAUGUAACUUUCUUGAUUAAUGUCUCCUUCAUGGCUCUUAAAGUUUUAAAAGAACAGAGUGGUGACAAAGCAUACAAACACAGAUUUACUCACUUUAGACAUGUGUAACUACAAGAAUAUUCACACAAAGAUUCCCCCCCCCCACAAAGCCAGAUGAGUUACAGCGGCUUUUUUUUUUUUACCUUUAGAAAAGCCACACAUAGAAUAUUCAAAAUAAAACAGGAUGUCUCAGGAACAGGAAUUCACUCACACACCUUAGAACUAGAACAAGUCACUGAUAUUUUAAAAAUUUAAAAUACUGACAUGGUCACAUGAUGUUUAAAUGCUGUAGUAAAAUUAUUACCAAUGAUGAAUGUAGGUCUGAUAAAGCUUUGGUAUUUGUGUUGAAAUCCUUCAAUGCAUGGACAGGAAAAGUGAGGCUGGACAUCAGAUGGCCACGUUUAAAAUAUAAAUAAAACAAACAUACAAUUUCCUGAGAAACAUUUUUUCCUUUUCUCCUCCCAAACAUAUCUGGCAGUCGUUGUCGAAAGAGAGUACCUCACGAAAUCCACCAACAGACGCUUUUUGAAGUAGAGGGCCCACAGAAAGAUCAGCCAGCUUCACAGAAGGCCUCAGUGUAAACGUGCCAAAGCAUGCAAAUUAAAACCAAACCAAAAA